CCUCCUUGGCGUUUGACCCCCUCACGCCCCAUUUCACCAUCUCCAUCGAAUCCACCCAACAUAGCGUAGCAGAGGCGAGGUAGACGCUCGUGCUAGUAGAUUGCGCUCUCAUCCGCACCGCACAACAUGCCCUUUCCCUACUCGGCAUCCCCUCUGAUGACUGCGUCUAAGCCAUCACCGCCACCCACGCCGCACCGCAACGUCCCCUCUACCUCCUCCUCAUCUCACGAUGCAACUUGGUUCCAGUCAUCAUCAGCAUCGCCCGCGACAAAUGCUUCCAAAGGACUGAUGGGCUGGCAGAGCUCGCCAGCAGUCCAAUGGGGCUCGACUCCUUCGCUCUUGCCAGCCUCGGUGCAGUGGGGAUCGAAUACCUCAUUCGGCGGGUCAGCAUACGCAUCUACCUCUCAUCAACCACUUGAGUCACCAUCGCACGUACUGUCGCCGCCCGACAAAUUCCGCAAGUCGGAGAGCAAGCGAAAACGUUUCGAGGAUGAGGACGAAGAUGAAGAGAUGGGCGGUCUCAGCAUCAGGGGAAGCCCGUCGAGGGACCGAGACACACCAACUGCCGAGGGGCGCGCCAUGGCUGGUCGCAGUCUGGUGCCCAAGAGGAUCAGGGCUGGACCUGGGGCAGUGACGGGAGUCGAUGUACCCGGAGGCUCUAGCUCCAGCUCAGGCUUGACGUCAGCAUGGCACAAGGGCGAUGACCUUCCCAGCGCUAACGCGACCUCAUCAGCUACCCCAGCAUCAGCCACCGCUUCAUUCUCUCCGUCAUCGAGCAACAUCGACUUGGGCAAGCUCCUCACCUCCUUGGACAAGGCCAAUCUCCUUUCUCUCCUCUCCUCCCUCCUCUCGCUCCGACCCGAACUCUCCUCGACCAUUCACUCACUCCUACCCAUUCCGACCCUCGAAUCAGUGAAUCAGUCCCUCGACGCCUACGAAAGCGACAUCAAGCAGGCUCUUCCCUUUGGCUCCGGAUCUGUACGCGCCGAGUACGCCUGGAAUCGCCUCAGAAGCCCAGUGGCGGACAUGGUUGCGGGCAUUCAGGGAUGGAUGGAGUUCUUCCGCGCUAAGCAGGAAGAGACGAGUGCUCAGAAUGAGGGCGUGCACCCCAGUACGAUGUUCAGCUUGCUGCUGAGUAUUACGAUCAGGACGAUCAAGAUUCAGCGAGAUUUGCUGCCGGCGGUCCCCUCUACGGCUCUGGGCAUGUUCAGUGGCAGCGGCGAGCAAGCACGUACGGCGUGGUCAUCGUCUUCUCCCUCGACCUUCCUCAGCGCUCUGCCCGCUUCGCUUUCCUCCCCUCACUCGCCAAACCUCAUCGUCACCACACUGCUUCCUCUACUUCUUGGCGCGUGGGACGCUCUCCUCGGCCGCAUCUCCCACGACAUUAACGUAGAGAGUAAGAUGCUCGGGCGAGAGGUCGUCGUGUCGUGGUUCAGGGGGAUCGAGCAGUUACUGGCCGAGUGCGAAGCGAGCAAGCAGCAGCAGCAGCAGCAGCAUGGUGACAGGUCGGCGGGAGCCGCAGAGCAGGGAUCAUCGGAGGGGGCCGAAGCCUUGCGGGCCAUUCAGGGUAGUGUUCAGAAGUUGGGCACACAGCUCAAGAGCGAGAUUGGGUGGACCAUCGGGCUCUACUGAUGCGUUGUCGCGUUAGAUGCUGGUCAGCUCCUCUUCGGCGGGCCGGCUGCAGACUCUCCCUCUUUCCAUUUCCGGCCUUUCGCUCUCUCUCUAUAUGAACAUCGCGAGGCCCACGUGCCGCCUUAUACCCCCCACGCUACCAUCUACUACAUCAAUGCGAGUUUCUUCUGAUCCUUUG
Molecule: messenger RNA, 1810 nt
Organism: Jaminaea rosea
Lineage: Eukaryota; Fungi; Basidiomycota; Exobasidiomycetes; Microstromatales
Exons: 1
Coding region: 127-1632 (501 amino acids)
Biological process (GO): nuclear protein quality control by the ubiquitin-proteasome system; proteasome localization
Cellular component (GO): nucleus
Source: RefSeq, a predicted model, not a curated record